Molecule: messenger RNA, 1179 nt
Organism: Verruconis gallopava
Lineage: Eukaryota; Fungi; Ascomycota; Dothideomycetes; Venturiales; Sympoventuriaceae
Product: calmodulin, variant
Exons: 5
Coding region: 450-791 (113 amino acids)
Biological process (GO): spindle pole body organization
Cellular component (GO): central plaque of spindle pole body
Molecular function (GO): calcium ion binding; enzyme regulator activity
Source: RefSeq, a predicted model, not a curated record
UUAAAGACACAACACACAUUCACAGCUGACCUAGUCUUCCCGCACCUACAGAUACUCUUCACUUUCACCUACAAUAGCUACCUGUGAAUAUCCUCCACAGGCGACUGUUACGAACCCCCCCUUCUCCGUACGCGUGCUGCUUAAAGAUGGCUGAUUCUCUGACCGAAGAGCAAGUCUCCGAAUUCAAGGAGGCAUUCUCCCUCUUUGACAAGGACGGCGAUGGUGAGUUGCCAAAGGAAGCGUGUCAUUCCAGGACGAUGUCUCAUGUCCUCCCUUACUCGCUACAUCGGUUCAGCUGUGCCAGAUUUCGCACCUGUUCCCGCUUUACCUUGCGCGAAACCCUGCACGUCAUCUUCAACAAGGACCAGUCGCUACCGGACGUAGCCCUUAGGCACACGAGCUAAAUUUGUAGAACAGGCCAAAUCACCACAAAGGAGCUGGGUACUGUGAUGCGCUCGCUGGGCCAGAAUCCCAGCGAAUCUGAGCUGCAGGACAUGAUCAACGAGGUCGACGCUGACAACAACGGCACUAUUGAUUUUCCAGAAUUCCUGACGAUGAUGGCGCGCAAAAUGAAGGACACCGAUUCCGAGGAAGAGAUUCGCGAGGCCUUUAAGGUCUUUGACCGCGAUAACAAUGGAUAUAUCUCCGCGGCUGAACUCCGCCAUGUGAUGACCAGCAUUGGCGAGAAGUUGACUGAUGAUGAAGUCGACGAGAUGAUUAGGGAGGCCGAUCAAGACGGUGAUGGCCGAAUUGACUACAAUGAAUUCGUCCAGUUGAUGAUGCAGAAGUAAAAUCGAGCCGAUGCAUAGUGCCUCGUUUGUGGUGUGGUAGUAUCGUUGGUUUUCUCAUGUUCGGAGAGGCCUUUUUUUCGAUUUUUGCGCGUCUGGGGUCUUGAGAGAGUGAGAGAAACUAUGAUUACCGCAAAUCAAACGAUGAAUGAUGAACUUAGCAGUUGGCACACAUCGUUGUAAUCAUCGUGAUUAGCUUUUAAGCCUGAACUCGUCGAGAGCAUUCUAUGCAAUACUCUUUCUAGACUUAUGUCGGCCGCGCUCUGGCACGGGACUGCCGCUAUUACUAGCUGAUGUGGUGUUUUAUAUCACUUGAUUAAAGGCUCAUUCCAAUUGCCUUCGUUCUUGCCUUUUCCUCAAGAGAUAAAGCGAUGUGUUUCUUGCUUCAGAA